AUGUCUGAAGUUCUUGAGCUGACAGUUGAGGAGACACAGAGGCUAGUGGAUGCUUGUAUUGCAGCCAAGGACAAUGCCCACGCGCCAUACAGUAAAUUCCGAGUAGGAGCAGCGCUUCUAACACAAAGUGGAACUCUAUACACAGGUUGUAAUGUCGAGAACUCUGCUUACCCUCUCACUACUUGUGCCGAGCGUUGUGCCAUUGUCAAGGCUGUGAGCGAAGGAGACAAACUCUUCAAAGCAAUUGCAGUCUCAACGGACAUUCCUGACAAGUUUGCUCCGCCGUGUGGAGCUUGUCGUCAAGUCAUGGCCGAGUUUGGUGUCGACUAUUGGGUAGUGUUGACCAAGCCAGACAAGACAACGGACAUCCACCGUGUGAGAGACCUCCUCCCUCACACCUUUACCACUGAUGACCUGAGGGCAGGGCAGUCCAAGUAGUAGAGACAAAUAUUUGUGCUGCUAGUUCAGCUUAGUUUUUUUAGUUUUUUUAUCAGUCAUGUCUUAGA
Molecule: messenger RNA, 506 nt
Organism: Halichondria panicea
Lineage: Eukaryota; Metazoa; Porifera; Demospongiae; Suberitida; Halichondriidae
Product: cytidine deaminase-like
Exons: 3
Coding region: 1-438 (145 amino acids)
Cellular component (GO): cytosol
Molecular function (GO): cytidine deaminase activity; zinc ion binding
Source: RefSeq, a predicted model, not a curated record